AUGCAAAGAUUAGCUCCAGAAUUUGAUUCGCUCUUCUUGGAACUGAGAAUCAGAUCAGGUGACACUGAUUCAAGCCUUCCACUGGUACGGCGGAGUGGAACAGUUUGGGGGUCUGCUGUUGCUCGUGCCAUCGGCCUGCUCAUUGGGCGAGCAUUGCUCUCAUAUCCCAUGACUCGCAUUGUGGUCACGGACGCCAAUCGCCAGGGACGAAAUGACUUCUUGGAUGAGUUGGACUCAGUGCUUGGUUUGAGCCUGGCGGGUGCAAAGCCGCCCUACUUCCAGGCCAUGCCGGUGCCCACUUGGGCGGCCGCUGACGAGACCGAUCCCUUCGAUGGUUCCAUGCCACAGGAGGUCGGUCUGCUCCGUCUCUCCUGA
This is a messenger RNA of Durusdinium trenchii, 375 nucleotides long. The record is from the annotation of a GenBank genome assembly. NCBI's taxonomy places the organism in Eukaryota, Dinophyceae, Suessiales, Symbiodiniaceae.